Messenger RNA from Aplosporella prunicola CBS 121167, 303 nucleotides. RefSeq lists its product as uncharacterized. The record is from RefSeq and is a predicted model, not a curated record. The coding region runs from base 1 to 303 and encodes 100 amino acids. Lineage: Eukaryota; Fungi; Ascomycota; Dothideomycetes; Botryosphaeriales; Aplosporellaceae. The transcript has 3 exons.
AUGGGUUCCCUUGGAAAGCUGCUACCCUUGCUGAUCCUCUUCACUGUCCUUGGUUUCAUGGCGUACUUCGGAUUUCAGAUCUACCUCUACGCAAAUGAGCUUGCCGACAAGGGCAAGAAGAGCAUGGAGAAGAAGAAUGUCGUCUUCACAAAGGACGGCAUGAAGGUCGGCGUGAAGGAGGUGCGCGAUGAGGACUAUGAAGACAAAACGCAGAGUUUUCUUGUUAAAGCCUGGAACCACUCGUCCUUCCCGGCUUACAAGAGCCGCCUGGGCUGGAACAAGCCUGCCCAGAAGCAAGCUUGA